Molecule: messenger RNA, 2388 nt
Organism: Lactuca sativa (garden lettuce)
Lineage: Eukaryota; Viridiplantae; Streptophyta; Magnoliopsida; Asterales; Asteraceae
Source: RefSeq, a predicted model, not a curated record
AUGGAAAAUGAAACACAAAACGUUAAUGAAGCUAAUCUUGAUAAUAAUGAUAAUGAUAAUGUUAAUGUUGAUGUUAAUUUGAAUGCUAGUGAUAAUGUUGAUGUUAAUGAUAAUCCUAAUGUUGUUGAUGAUAAUGUUGAUUUUCACACUUUUGAUAUAUUUGAUCCAAGAAAUUGGGAUGCUCUUGAUUCUAAUAUGAUAAAUAUUUUAGUAUUGAAAGGUCCUAAAAGAGAUUUUUCUAUUACAAAAGGUCCUAAAGAUAAAUAUUUAAGAAGAUUUUCUGCAACAUAUUAUACUAAAACUUUACCAAAUGGGGAAAAAUAUUGGAUACAUCUUAACACUAGAAUUAAAGAGCAUGAAACUAGUAUGGAACAUGUUAAAAAUAUAAAUACUUGGUAUGAUUUGCGUUUAAGAUUACAAAAAAAUAAAACUAUUGAUAAUGCGGCUCAAAAACAAUUAGAAAAAGAAAAAGUUCAUUGGAGACAAGUUUUGUUGAGAAUUAUUUCUAUUGUGAAAUUUCUUGCUAAACAUAAUCUAGCUUUUCGUGGUACUAAUGAGAAAUUGUAUGAAGAUAACAAUGGAAAUUUUUUAGGAUUAUUUGAAAUGUUGGCUGAGUUUGACAUGGUUUCUUAUGACCAUAUACAACGUAUUACAAAUGAAAUUGGUAUCCAUAAACAUUAUAUUGGGCAUAGGAUACAAAAUGAAUUAAUACUUUUGCUUUCUUCAGAAAUAAAGUCUAUGAUUAUUAAAAAGAUAAAAAAUGCAAAAUAUUUUUCAAUAAUACUUGAUUGUACUCCCGAUAUAAGUCAUCAAGAGCAAAUGACUAUUAUUUUAAGAUAUGUAGAUGUCUCGUCAAAUGUUGUUUGCAUUGAAGAAUCUUUUUUAGGGUUUUUAGAUGUAAAUGAUACAACCGGCCAAGGACUCUUUGAUGUUUUACAAAAUGAAUUGAAUUUGCUUGAUCUUGACAUUAAUAAUGUACGUGGCCAAGGUUAUGAUAAUGGAUCAAAUAUGAAAGGAAAACAUCAAGGAGUGCAAAAAAAGCUUUUAGAUAUAAAUUCAAGGGCUUUUUAUACUCCUUGUGGUUGUCAUAGUUUGAACUUAACUUUGUGUGAUAUGGCUAAUACUUGUGGUAAAGCUAAAAGUUUUUUUGGAACAAUACAACGUAUCUAUACAAUUUUUGCAAAUUCCACUAAGAGAUGGCAAAUUUUAAAAGAUAAUGUGAAAGGGUUAACUCCUAAAUCGUUGUCAUCCACUCGUUGGGAGAGUCGUGUUGAUAGUGUUAAAGCUAUAAGAUUUCAAAUUUUCGAUAUACAAAAAGCUUUACUUCAAGUAGCAAAAAAUGAUAAUUAUCCAAAAAUAACAAGUGAAGCUAAAUCCUUAGCAAAAAAUGAACUUGGCAACUUUGAGUUUAUAUUGGCAUUAGUAAUUUGGUAUGAAAUGUUAAACACUGUUAAUUUAAUUAGCAAACAAUUGCAAUCAAAAGAUAUGCUUAUUGAUGAAUAUAGAGAAAAUGGGUUUUUAAAUGCCUUACAAACUGCAAAAGAUAUUGCCUUAGAAAUGGGCAUUGAUCCAAUAUUUCCUAAAAAACGUGAACCUAAAAUAAAAAAACAUUUUGAUGAGAUUUCAAACGAUACUUCUUAUAGUUUUUCACAAUCCGCCCAAGAGAAAUUUAGGGUUAAAUAUUUUAUUUAUAUUGUUGAUCAAGCAAUUACUUCUUUAACUACAAGGUUUGAACAAUAUCAACAAUAUGAUAAAAUAUUUGGCUUUUUGUUUAAUUCAGAAAAAUUACUUUCAUUAGAUGAUAUAACCUUAAAGUCUUGUUGUAUGUCUCUUGAAACUUCACUCAAGAAAGAUGAACAAUCGGAUAUUGAUGGGAAUGACUUAUAUGUUGAAUUAAAAUUACUUUUACAUCUCUUGCCUAAGGAAAAAUUGACAGCAAUUGAUAUCCUAAAUUUUUUAAAACGCGUUGAUUGUUUUCCUAUUACAUCUAUUGCAUAUAGAAUUAUGUUGACUAUUCCUGUUACUGUUGCAUCUGCAGAACGGAGUUUUUCAAAAUUGAAGAUUUUGAAGUCCUACUUAAGAUCUACAAUGACUCAAGAACGACUUAAUGGAUUGGCUUUGAUGGCGAUUGAGCGUAACAUGUUGGAUAAAGUUACUUAUGAAGAUGUUAUUGAAAAUUUUAUUUCAUCGAAUAUUAGGAGGAUGACUAUUUUCAAGUAUCUAAUAUUUUAUCAAUUUCAGCUUAAAAGAGACGAACCAACAAAGAGAAAGAAUUCUUCCAAAAUUUUCAAGAAUAAAAUGAUUGAAAAUUUAUCUAAUAUUACCGGAAAAAACCUUUGGCUUUCAAGAUUAAAUACUCUUUAUUGGUUUAUGGAUGACAUUCUUUAG